This is a messenger RNA of Parnassius apollo (apollo), 954 nucleotides long. NCBI's taxonomy places the organism in Eukaryota, Metazoa, Arthropoda, Insecta, Lepidoptera, Papilionidae. The record is from the annotation of a GenBank genome assembly.
AUGGCACAGAAAGGAACGCGGAUAGGACCGCUGCCUGGGGGUCGCCGGGGCGCGUCUGGAGCUGGCACUGGACGCGACAGCAUGCGGGCCGCCAGCCGAGCGCGAGGAGCUGCACGAUCACCUAGCAGCCCCUCGCAUCCAUCAUCCCCACCAGAAGGCUUGGUGUCGGCUGGGUCUUCUCGGACCCAGCAAGCGGCACCCGCCGCUGGUGGAGCACGUCGCAUGCGUUGGACAAAAUCCAUGAACGAAAACGCAUUGCGGGCGUACUAUAGGGCGAAAGGGGAAGAAACUGUGGGAAUAGCGUAUAGGUCUCGGAUGCAUUGCUUUUUUGCUGAGCUGGAGCCGUCUAUCUCCGUCACGGAACAAAACCUGGCAGACCGAGUUCGGUACAUGAUGCGCUCGAAAAUAUUUGAUGAUGCCGAACUCGAACGACUACGACGUGAGGCUAUUCCGUCGUCGAAUGAAUCGGCUAUGGCUGGAGAUGCAGCUCCACAUUCGACAGACCAGCAUCCACACGUGGAAGCCACCAUGGAUCUUCCAGUUGUGGUUGAUUCGAUCGACGAUGAAAUAGUCUCCCACGAACUAGAACAAAUGAGGAGUAUAUUGGAAGAGGCGAUUUUGGAAACGCGCAGCAAGCGAAAUCGGGCUGUCGUGAGGGCUCUUAACCCAAUGCUGGUGACCUAUUUGGAAGCCAGCUGGGACCUUUGCGAGACGGACUCCAUUCUCUUUGAAGCCGCAGUGGCAGUUUGCCGUAUUAUUGGCGCCAAACUUCCCAUGGCUGGACGCGCUACUACACAAAGAAGUAGCGCCAUCCCAGCCUGGAGAACAAGAAUUGAAGAACGUAUCGCAAAGGCUAGGCCCCCUCAUCGGCAGACUGAUAUGUUUCAGGUCAGGCAAUACCAGGCCAAGGAUUGUGCGCACCGUCAGGAUGGCGUUUGCUGGGACAAGUGUUAG